Messenger RNA from Amoebophrya sp. A25, 3571 nucleotides. NCBI's taxonomy places the organism in Eukaryota, Dinophyceae, Syndiniales, Amoebophryaceae. The record is from the annotation of a GenBank genome assembly.
CAACAAUAAUGCGGCACAGCAUGCUAAUCAAUAUGGGAUCAACGUUCUGCACGCGCAGCAAGAAGCUAACCUUAAUCUUCCACCUGCUUCUUCUGGUGCCGUUUUUUUGCCUGUUGGACAACAGCAAGUGUUACAGCAUGGAAAUGCGGGAGCAAAUGUUGCAGCAGGGCAACCUUUAGGAGGUCAGGGCGUUGUCGUGGCACCCGCACCUGUUCAGCCAUUCACUCCAAAUAGUAACAAUUUGGCUUCAUCUGCUGAUGGUCUGCGCAACCACUCCAGUGCCAAUCUGGUGAGCGGGAACCAGAUCAGUGAUCAAGUACAGUCGCAACAUCACCAACAAAGUGCUUGCGUCGACAAUUUUGCACCUACUGGUGUAGUUGGUCAAACGAAUGUGGUAGAUCAAGUCACAGGCAUCUCUGCUCAAGCUACUACUCCUGUUACUGGAGGUGGUGCUGCUGCAGCUGGACAAACACUGACGCAGGCCUCUUUUGACGUUGCGGCAGUGGUAGCGCAGCCGGGUCUUCCCACUCCUAGUUCUAACCAGCCUUCAGGAGGUCAGCUUCCUGUUUUAACCUCCGCUCCUGCAGUUGCAGUUGCCAGCACUACGGCAAGCCCAGCUGUGAUUGGCGCCGGAAUGAACUCAGGAGCUUCAGAUGCUGCAGCCACUUCUAUCACGAAUCAGAUGCAACGUGAAGUAGAUGCUGGUGACAGUAAUGUUGCUGACAAGAAAAAGAAGUCAAAAAAAUCGAAAAAACAUGAAGAAAAGGAAAACAAGGAAGAAGACAACUCCAAAAAAAGCAAGAAGGACAAGAAGAAGAAGCAGUGCGAUGAUGAAGACGGCUUUCUUGGUAGUGAUAACAAGAAGAAAAAGAAGUCGAAGAAGCAGGAAGUGGAGGAAUCGAACAGAACCACGGCUGUUGCUGAGAUUAAAACGAAGAUGAAGAACCAAAACACUACUCUUCACACGACACCCACAUCGUACAGUGUCCCUCCUGCUCCCGUUUUUGUGAAUGGCGUGAUGAUCAAACAGGAAUGCGUCGACACUGAUGACGAAGGCCCGCCUGCUGAGGCAAGUAUGGUAAUAAAUUAUAUUUAUUAUUGUGGUGCAACAAGUUCUACUAGUCAUAGUUCUGGGUUUUUGAUUUCUCUGUUGAAAUUGAUUGAGAUAUAGUAUCCUGGAUGCGACGCGACUCAUAUGCAGUGAAUAUUAAGACCCUCUCUUCCUCUACCUUUAAUGGAUUUUUCUCAGCAGGUUCUUCCUACCACUCCUGCUGUUGUUUCGAUGGAGAUUGAGAAUGUGGGCGAAGGCCAAGUGGUUAUUUUGGAUUCUGGUACUCCGGACAAGAUUGGUUGCCCUAGUGUCGAUGUAAUGGGCAAGGCUGCUGGCGACGUUUUACAGGCUGGGCCGAUUGGCGACGUUUAUGGUGGAUCUGGCGACCGUUCGAUGGUGGAUCUGGCUAUGACUCAUUCUACUACAACUCAUACCACUUCUACUUCGAAUCCACAAGGCGUUUCUACUGAGCACGAUACUACAAUGCAGCAGGUUUCUAGUACUCAACGUCAACACAUCCUUCAACUUCAAGAAAGUGCUGGACCUCUUCAGAAGCAGACGCUUACUACCUCUAACGUUUCGCUUCAGGGGCAGGAAUCUACAUCAGUUCAGGAUGCGAAGAAACAGCUCCUGCAAAACAUGGCUGCGUCUGCUUGUAGUUCUACUACUACUACUACUACCACAGCGAAGAUCAAGCCAGAUUCUUCAAAGCGCCCGCCUGUCGUGUCUUCCACCUCAGCCUCGGCUUCUAAGAGCCUCACGCUGUUGCCCCACGUUGUUGCCCCUCCUCAAGAUGAAUUUCCUACAAGUUCAAUUCCAACUCUAGCCACCCCUGCAGGAAACAAGGCAUCGACGACAGCAUCUGCAUUGGCUGCACCAACGGAAAAGGAAGAUGAAUCGAAUAAGAGGAUCAGGAGCUUAGGAAGUACUACAGAGAGCAUCGCUGCGAUCGCAAUCGCAGGCCACGACGACGAAAUACGUGUCCGCAAGAUCCGCAAAAUGCGCAAGCUGAUGGGUGCCACGAAUGUGUCUGAUGGUAUUUGCUUUAAUCUCACUCCAAAUCCUUUCUCUAUGCGUAUAGUAAUGCUGUUGGUCUCACUAUUAAGCUUCUUAUUAGCCUGGAACGCUCCGUCACGUCCUAUCACCAGUAAGAUGCAACGAACUCUCAGACUUACGGCGGGAAUUUCUCUCAUCUCUCUCCUCCAGAGCACUACUUGGAGCUUUACGCGGAGUUGAACGGCGACGACCCGCCCAGCGAGGAUUCUGAUGAUAUGGCGACCACAUAAAGAGGCCCUACUGGUUUGAAGAUCGCGGAGCGGGAAGGCGUUAUAAGCAGCAAGAGAAUACGAAACAUGAAAAGUCGUAGGUGUAGUAUGUAUUUUUUGGGAAGUUCAGCACAGUACUUUACUCAUGAGGAUAGACAUGCACUUGUGAAAUCGUAGCCAGCUUUUAACUAUUUACUAUAGAAAUAGAACUACGUGUGGUUUUCUAUCAUUUCCAUACUAAUCACUUAGUGUCCUUCUCUUAUUUCUGUUGCUGAAGCAGUGAGGUGCUUAGCUAUUACUGAUUCAGUACACAGGUCAAGCUAGCUCCUUCAUGAUCAUGGCAAACAAAUUUUUUGGAGCCCGAACCUAGAGCAGUAAUGCUCUGUAUGUGAAACAUAUCAUCAAGAGGGUGCUACCUAGUACGAGCUGGGUCUUCAUAAUAGAACACGACCAACAAUUUGCGAAGUACUUACUUUUUUGUAGAAGUAGCCAAGAUCUGAAAACCAUCUUGAUCAUAAUAGAAGAAAAAUUCUUUGUGGUACAAUUUUCCAAGCUGGGCAACAAUUUCAUCAAUUUACUUUAUAGAUAGUGCCUUCAUUAUAUUUAGAGUGUGCGAGGCAGUAACAAAAAGUCGACUCAUGAUUUUCCCCAUACGACAAGCUUACCGCUGUGUAUGACAUAUUUACUUUCCAACACAAAAAUGGACGGCGUAUCUUUCUCAUCACCUUACAGACGAGUAUUUACAUAAGGCCACACUUUCAAGCUUGCCUGCGUUGUUGCGAUACCGAUUCACAUACUAGACUCUUCCACGAUGAUGUCGCUAGUCAUUCAGUACCCAAAUCAUGAAAAACUCUCGGCAAUAAAAGGAGCAGAUGUAUCCAGUUUGACAUACAUAAACAAGAAACUAAAAUACCCUACGGGCCGCUGAUGAAUUCCAAGAAUGAAGCUCAACAUAUGGCGCAACUUAAUACGGAAUCAUAAGUAGUUCGCUGUAGUCCUACAGUCCCCAAGAAAUAUUUCUCGAAACAUCUGAGAGCCAGCUUUUUUGUAGUUCUAAACUGAACAUGAUUAUGAUACCCUCCCCCGCAUUGCUGCUCGUGAAGAUUGAAGGCCGAAAGUCAGAAACCAUAUUACAGGAUCAUCAUACUGCAAUCCUUCAAAAUCGACGACGAGGCCUCUCAGUUGUGCACAUCGUAACUUGAAGGAUAUGAGAAUGCCUUUUCCCAUUGAUUGCUACCGGCUUGCAUGAUUAAAG